Lindgomyces ingoldianus is the source of this 168-nucleotide messenger RNA. RefSeq lists its product as uncharacterized. Gene Ontology annotation, molecular function: protein binding. The annotation marks the transcript as partial. The record is from RefSeq and is a predicted model, not a curated record. The transcript has a single exon. Lineage: Eukaryota; Fungi; Ascomycota; Dothideomycetes; Pleosporales; Lindgomycetaceae.
CAGUGGCACAAGGCUAAAAACUUAGAGGUGCGAGUGAUAGAGACGAGAAAGAGGAUCCUUACAGACGAACACCUAGAUACCUUAACAGCUAUGUAUAACCUUGCAUUCACGCUUAAAUCGCAAAGCCGCAAUGAGGAAGCCUUGAAACUUAUGCGAACAUCCGUUUAA